Molecule: messenger RNA, 1297 nt
Organism: Triticum urartu
Lineage: Eukaryota; Viridiplantae; Streptophyta; Magnoliopsida; Poales; Poaceae
Product: replication protein A 70 kDa DNA-binding subunit A-like
Source: RefSeq, a predicted model, not a curated record
AUUGGCAUCUAUUUCAAAAAGUCCAUAUACUUCAGCAAUUGACAGAUUUUGCUAUCAUACAAGUCAAUAACAAUAGGCAUCGAUUGCAAACUUUAGAGGUACUAUGCAUGUGUGUUAGAAUUUUAUUGAUUUGUAUCUAUCCUUAUUGCCACUCUGUUGCUUCCAAAUUUAAAUGUGACAUAUUUUGUUAAACUGUAUUAGAUGGCGCCAAUUAACCUUAGACGUCAGCGGACAUUUGCAAACUUCACAAAAAAACCAGUUGAGCCUAGAUUCAUAGACUUCGACGACAUCGAAUAUUCUGAUACAUUCAGGACUUGUAGCAUCUGCGUGAGGGUAGAUGUCAAAUUCCCGGUUAAUCCGAGUGGUGAUAAGCUUCACUUCAUUCUUAUGGACAAAACUGGUGCCAAAAUCGAGGCUAUAGUUGCCGGAAAAGAUUUAGUGAAUAGAUUCAAUAUUACAUUGCACAUGGGUCGUAAGUACAUCAUUCAUGGUGUUACUAUGCGGCCUAACUUUGAAGAACUGGAGUGUAGAUACAUUCAACACACAUAUGAGUGUUCCUUCAGCGCAAGGACAUUUGUUGAGUCUCUCUCACUUCAAUUUCCAACAUAUCCCAAGCAUUUGAUGCCGUUCCAAGAAGUUCAGAGGUGUCCAAGAAACACUUUCGUAGACAUAAUUGGCAUAGUCGUUCAUUAUGAUGGACAUGAACGCAUUGGGGGAUACCCAGGUGCUGAAAUAUAUAGAGAGGUCACCUUCAUGGAUAUGUGGGGCAAACUUAUAGUUGUUGGGAUUUGGGGUGGCAACUUGAUUCAGAACUCAUAUAGGUGGUCAACAACUGAAGGCAAUAAAUCUAUUGUCCUUGCCACUAUGCUUCGUAAGGAUUGCAAAUACGGAAAUCUGGAAACUUCAAAUUACACCACCCUUGCAUUCAACCCGGAUCAUACUGCAGCACGCGCACUUGAUGAUAUUCGCCAAAAAAUAAUAGGUGGGUUGAUUGAUAUGAAGUUUGUUCAGCAAUUUAUUGAGUGGAGGUGGGCUUUCCUAGCAAGCAAGUUGUCUACAAAGGAUCCCCGACACAGGAUGUAUACAAAGAAAGCUCGGCGCAUGUAGUAGAGAUAGUAGACAUUGGUUAUGCCUAUUACGCAUGAUUGUGUGUUUCAAUUUGUAAGUGUAGUUAUCACGUACUUGGUUUGUAUGUACUAUGUAGGUGACUGUUUCGUCAUAUUUGUUUGUGUCUAUGGUGUUUUAAGGGAUGUGCUAAUUUCACGGAUGAUUUAGUUAUUAUCUACAUUUAAAUGCA